GCCGGAAGUGAAACAGAAAAUCGUAACACGCGCGUUUAAGCAUUUUGACAGACGAAAACAUGCUUCCUUUAAUACGAAAUACAUCGAAGAUCAUCUGUCAGCAGUUACUCCGACCAGUAGGAUGUCGAUUUUACCGAGUCCCCAUCGUCAUAGAGAAAGGCGAAGGUGGAGAGAGAGCGUAUGACAUCUACUCUAGACUUCUAAUCAGCCGGAUAGUGUGCGUGUUUGGUCCGGUGACAGAAGACAUGGCAUCGGCCGUGGUGGCCCAGCUUCUCUUCCUUCAGUUCCAGAACUCCAAGGAACCAAUCCACAUGUACAUAAACUCUCCAGGAGGGAUCGUGACUCAGGGACUUGGGAUUUAUGAUACAAUGCAGUACAUCACCCCUCCUGUGGCGACCUGGUGCCUAGGGCAGGCCUGCAGUAUGGGCGCAUUUUUACUAGCGGCAGGUGCCCCAGGGAUGAGGAAGGCCCUUCCUAACUCCACUAUAAUGGUCCACCAGCCAUCAGGAGGUGCUGGGGGACAAGUGACAGACAUACAGAUUCAGGCAGAGCAUUUACAGAAAAUGAAACGGAGGCUGAAUGAAUUGUAUGUCCAUCACACAAAUAUGCCGUAUGAUGUUAUAGAACAAAUAAUGGAACGAGACAAGUACUUAACUCCUCAAGAAGCCAAAGAAUAUGGACUAAUAGAUCACGUACAGGAAUUAUCACAGGUCCCCAGCCUCUCGUCCGACUCCUAGCACUCCAGAACAGUUAUGUUUAAUGUGUUCCAUAUUCAUAUACAAAUAAAUGCAUUUACACUGUA
Molecule: messenger RNA, 802 nt
Organism: Ostrea edulis (European flat oyster)
Lineage: Eukaryota; Metazoa; Mollusca; Bivalvia; Ostreida; Ostreidae
Product: ATP-dependent Clp protease proteolytic subunit 1, mitochondrial-like
Exons: 5
Coding region: 60-737 (225 amino acids)
Biological process (GO): protein quality control for misfolded or incompletely synthesized proteins
Cellular component (GO): endopeptidase Clp complex
Molecular function (GO): ATPase binding; ATP-dependent peptidase activity; serine-type endopeptidase activity
Source: RefSeq, a predicted model, not a curated record